Messenger RNA from Colletotrichum godetiae, 1235 nucleotides. RefSeq lists its product as uncharacterized. The coding region runs from base 288 to 1010 and encodes 240 amino acids. The record is from RefSeq and is a predicted model, not a curated record. NCBI's taxonomy places the organism in Eukaryota, Fungi, Ascomycota, Sordariomycetes, Glomerellales, Glomerellaceae. The transcript has 2 exons.
ACGCGGCACAGCAGAAGCAUUCUCAUUGGACCUGCUGUUGCUAGCCUGGGCUAAUUUUGCCCACUUGCAUUCGUCUCCUUCUAUCAAUACCUGCGAAAUGCUACCUCGAGAUGCCAUUGCGAAUCAAGCGCGUCAAGGCAUUCUGCUUUUACCCGUCUUAUUUUGGCAUCGAUUGUGCAUCAACCCAUCCUCCAUCUUCAACUUUCAUGCUGGCCAGACCUCAUGCUCAUGGAUGAUGGAACAGGCGACAACUGUCGGACUUCCCGCGUCAGUCGGGUCGGUGACAAAUGAAAUGGGCAGCUCGGUUCACACUGGAUGACAUAGCGUCAAGGUUUCACUCCUUUGGGCCAGUUGUCCUGCUUUGUAAGUUGCUCUCGAUAUAUCUCAUGUGCAGGAAAUUAGGAAUAACCUCGAGGACGCCUUGCGCGCUGCUUCGAUGCUUCGACAGAAAGAGUCCUAGCACUCACUCGAGGAAACAUUUGAGGACUCGCAGCGCCCCAUCCAUGACGGGAGGUACGUACUCUGUACUUCGUACUGGUACCAAGGAUCGCAUCCCCUGCCAACUCUUGUGUAACACAAGAAAGGACAGGGCAGGGAGUUCGUACGGAUAUUGGCGCAGACAGACUCUAUCCGUACUACGGACACGGAUACAGAGAGCAAUAAACACCUUACUCCGUACCUUAUGUCCGUCCCGUAGGGCUGCACGCACGCACGCACAGAGAGAUCCCGUUUCUCUCGCCGCCUCCCCCUCGCGCUCAUCCUGCUCAGCGCCUCUCGUUGAAGGAUCUGCCAGCGCAGAAGCACCUUGGGGGUGUUUGGGAAUGGUAAACGGCAGAAUGCAUCAUCAUGUCAAGCAACGGAAAGGCAGCGGCUCUGGCAAGCCUGGCUCCUGGAAUCAGCAGUUCUUGGUAUGCGCUGUUGCGCAGAAAUCGCCCUUACCCCAACGCGGGAACUGCUACCCCAUUUGGGGGCCGCCGUUCAGAUCCAAGCUUUCGCCUGGCGUUCUGUAGGGCGGCCGAUCCCUCCACCAGUCACCACCGCCCACUUGGUGCUAAGUUGUGGCCUUUUGGCCGUUCCAGGUCGCCCUGUAUCCAUAAGGUGAAAGUACGUAGAACGGUAGCUGAUCUGUUGCAACUUGGGGAGUUGGGGGGAUGUUUCGGAACCACUGCUCCCCAAGCUACCUAGCUCAGCCCGCACACAAGGCCUAGCUUCUCCCAAAGUUCCUCACAUAGGGC